CCCGUCCCCCCCCCCCGCAUUACCAUCUUAGAGCCUAGUCGUUGGCGCCCAACAUCAUUGGCCUGCUCGAGCUUGUGCCGCAACCAUCGCAAAAUUUCGAGGCCACGACGCACGAUAUCGCACGCCUCAAUCGCCACGCAAACAGAGCGACUCGAGCCGCGGCUGUAGAGGUCAUCGCUCCCCACCACCCGGGCCACAGUCUUCCGUCACGGAUGAUGGCUGCUGAGGCCAGUCUGUCGAAUCCCGUCGAUGCUGCCACCACUUCUACCGAGCCUAUCAUCACCAUCAGCGCCGACUCCCAAGAUGUCGACUCGUCGCAGCCUCGCGUGAACGGCGCCGCUUCCUCGGACGAAAUUGGGGGCAAGCACCUCUCCGACAUUGUUGAUGACUUGGUGAACUCGGCCGAGGUUAGCGUUAGUGGAGGCUCCGACACCGAGGCGUCCAAGCCCGACGGCACAACCUCCAAAGAUGGCGACAAGGCGUACAGCAGGACCUCGUCCGCCAUCAAGAAGCCCGCCACGUUCAAAUCCGUGUCCGUCAACAGGACCUUCCUUGGCAGCAAAACCCCCACAGCCGCUGGCUCUAUUUCCAAGCCCCUGGACAAGCCUUCCUCAACAUCCUCGCUCUCGGCCCAACAGUCGGCCAGUGGCGCCUCUUCGGUGGCUCGACCUCGGCUAGUUGCGAAACUCGGCGUAUCGCGUGAUGGGAGCAAAGGACCUGGAGGCGUUGGGAAGGCUGCUGGGGCGCCAGAUGCCAGUGCUGUCUGGAACAAGAACCGACCUCCGCCCCCGCCUGAGCCUAAGAAGUUCACGGAUGAGGAGCUGAAGAAGUACGGGAUUCACAUGACGGAUCGGCUGGCUCCUGGCAACGAUGCUGCAGGGCAAAAUAACUGGGCUGAUAUCGAUGACGACGAUGAGGACUGGGUUCCUGGUGAGAUUCAGUGGAACGACGGCACCAAAGUGACUAUUCCGCAGGUGGACGAGCCGCAGGAGAGCCCGAAGCCAGCACCAGCGAUCCCAGCGCCGACCCCCACGAUGACGAUGACGGCACCCCUGAAAGACAAGGUGGUAUUGGAUAAACCGAAAUCCCCUGCGCCCAGCGCAUCACCAUCCACCAAACCGGCCAUCGGAGUUCUCGGGUCUGGCAAGGGACUAGUUCUCAAAGGCGCCCCAGAGAAGCCGACGUUGGUUGCGAGGCCACCGCCUCCGCCUGCCCCGAUCAAGUCACCGUGGGCCACCCUCCCGCCUGUGGAGAAAGCGCCCCUCGAUAAUGCCCCACCUCACGGCCUUGGCCGCCCGCCAGUCCGAGACGGACCGCCGAUGAAGAGCAUGACGCCUCCCCCCGCCAAGGAGAUUGCUGCCGACGACUUCAGCAGGUCUGGCGGUCCCGUCAGCCACAAUAGGGAGCUAUUCGAUUCGCGGUCGGGCCGUUACGAGCCUGUUGCUGAGCGGCGCGGCGUACCAAGAAACGAUGUCUAUCAGAGACACCCUGCCAGCGUUCUGCAGCGCCCCUCCCAUGUUGAAGGGCCUGCAGAGCCGUCCGCGGCCUUUCAGACCAAUAGGCCAGGUCCGCCAGAGCCUCCAUAUGGCCGGCGGCGCGGGUCGUCUAAUGUGAGCGGUGGUAGCGGCACCUACAUGCAACGACUGAACAAACCCCACGACCAGAUGAUGCCUCCGCCGGACCUGGCCAAUGUCCGACGGGGCUCUCUCGCCAGUGAUAGCCCUGUUUCUCCUCGCAACUUCUCGCCGUCCGGGCCGCGAUAUGGGCCUCAUGGGGCAUCGUGGCAUGCCCGCACAUCCCCCCACAUCUCGAACGCGGUGCCGCAUCCUGGCCCUGGACCGCAUGAUCCUGCUAUGCUCCCGCCUCCAAAUCAGCUACCUCAGCGCCCGCUCGAGGACGAGUUCGAGCUUCAGAAGAAGCUCAUGGCGGAGAAGCUGCAGCUUGCCCGGCAGCGCAAGGCUGAGGAGGAGGCCAAGGCAGAGGCAGAAAAACAAAAGAGAAUUGCGGCCAGGCUGGCGGCAUUGGGGCCCGCUCCCGAGAGCAGGAGCGCAAAGCAAGCGGCUGCGCGAGAGGUGGCGGCUUCGACUACGGCAGCCCCACCCGCGCCUUCCUCGUCUCAAAACCCGCCUUCCCAAGCACCAGGCCAGGACCCAGCACAGGCAACCUUGCAGGACGGCAAACCCGCUGAGAGCAAGGUGAUCUCAACGCGUCCAACUGGAUCGGACGACGGUGCAAACGCCAGCGCGGAUCCACCCAGCAACGGGCCUCGAAGGCUGCCAGCCAACGAAAACCCGCGCAGUGCCCACCCUCUGGCGAGUGGCGACGGCCGACCAUCUACCACCCAGGACGGCAAGCAGCCUUCGUGGCAGAGCUCGUCCACAACACAACACGAAUCUCGCCAGACCGAGCCUCGAUUUUCCUGGGGACCACCACCAGGACAGACAUCCACCCGCAAUCCUUGGGCUACCUCCAACAGCAACCGCACUUUGGGCAACGGCACAUUUGUGUCUGACCUGGGUCGCGUGCCCGAAACACUCCCUCCACAUCUACACCAGAUGCCUAUCGCCACCGCUCCGGGACCUGGUCCCAUCGGCCCUCCAGGUCCUGUCAAGCAACAGCUGCCGCUGCAUCCCAAGCCGAUUGCGCCUCCCAAGGUCGCUUCUCUCCCGACCGACCGUCGCUCAGCCGCAUCUGAUGAUGAUGUGAGGUCUCAGUGGGUCAAGGCGGCCAUGGCCACAGAUGAAAAGAUGACAAGCGAGGCUCGCGACCGGUUUGCGCAGCAGAAAUCGGACCUCGACGCCCGCGGUGUCAAGAUCGAGGACGCUCGUCCCACAUUCCGCGAUCAGUGGAAGCCUGUCCAGUUGGACAAUGAUGGCAGGCGCGUCGAGUCCAAGGACCGCGUCUCAGUCGUCCACGGCUCCACCUGGAGGCCCCCGCCGGCGGAGGAUCGCCCCGACGCCAAGGCCUCGACCGGCCCAGUCCCGCCAUCGUCGGGCAAGGCUAUCUCAGCUGCCACAUCUCUACAGACUCGCGGAUCGAGGUUCUUCCCGAGCAAGGACAGCCGAGCUGAUGGAACUACAAAUGCCGAAACGGCCCAACGUGGCUCUCCCUCCCCGCCACCUCCAGACAUGGACGGCCACCCGGCGUUUGACGGAGACGCCACCAACCCGCAUGUUGCUCUCCCACCAUCUCGUCCCGUUGUCCGGCUGCCGCCGUCUACGGCAGCCCACCGCUCCGCGGCGUCUGCGGUCCCUCCUCCAUCGGCCGCUCCGCCAAACGCGAACUCGGGUCCGCCAUUCAGCUGGGCGACGCCGAAGCCGUUUCAGGAGAACCUUGCUUCGCCGACCCACGCGCGAGGCAACCCAACAUCAUCGGUUCAGCGCCCCACGUCGAGCUGGCAAACAAAGAUCCAUGAUUUACUCCAUGACACCAAGUCCUCUCCGGCCCGUACAGCAGUCGACUCCACUAGCCGUGGCGCUAUGGAUUCGUCAGCCUCCCACAACCAGGCUACUGUGUCUUUGCCUGGCUUCUCUGGAUCGGUCGCAGUCGAUCGGGGCUCUCCCACCUCCAAAGACAUGGCCGAGGAGUGCUUCGAAGAGCAGGAGAUGGGCUCUCUCCCACCAGUUCGGUUGCCGGCAUCGGCGCCAGACGCGGCUUGGCACCCGGCAGUGGCCCCAGGCAGGAACUAUCCCAGGAAGAUCAACGCCACAACUGUCGAGGCGACCGAAGAUCCCCAGCCCAACUUUGCGUUCGUCAUGAUGCCGGGAUGGCCUAAAUCGAAGCGAGUGAACCUCCCCAACUCGAUGCGGUCAUACAGCAACCCCGUUCGUCCCAGCCGUGGACCACGCAACCCGGGACCGCGUCAGAACUCUGGCGUCAGCCGUGGCGGACCUGGCGGCGUCGGCGGCGGCGCUGGAGGCAACGGCCCCAGGCCCCGCGACGCCUCAAUGACCUCAUAUACCACCGAUGGCGGAUCAAUUCCGCCCUCCUCGUCAGGUCACGGAGCCCACGCGACGCCAACUGGCCGGGGAAGAGGAGGAUUCCGCCGGUCUGCUGACUGGGGCCGACGAGCGCCCACCCCUGUUCAGACGUAAACUCAGUCACAUCUAGAGAUCCUUGCCCACACUGGACUCUGGCCGUUGUUGAGGAUGUCUCUCACUCUUGUUUCUCAGCAGCUUCAUCGUCAAGCAUUCGACCUUUGAGAUCAAGUCUAGUCAGGAAUCCCCGCAGCUGCAACGCAUCUAUUUGCAAGCAUCCGAUCAGUCAUGCUUGCCUGUCGAAUAACCUAAAUUUCUUCGAAGAACCUCUAUGUGGUGGACCCCAGGCUUCCGUCGUAUAAGGAGGCCUACUUGGUCCACCUCAUCACUGCGGGUUUUUGUGUACAAACUGCCGAGCCUCCUGCAGCAGAGGACAAUGGCCUUUUUUUUUCUUCCUUUUCCCUCUGUCUUUCCCGAUGUCGCCCCGGACCGGCAUGGAGGAGUUUUGACAUGCCCUAACUCCACCAUGUAGCUCACCUAGUAGCUCACCUAACAAGGCAAGGCUAUGGUGCAAUUGUUAGGGAAGGACGAGGAGCUUGGCCAAUAAGCAAUGUUUGUCUAUGGAACGAUUGAAUGGGGGACGAAAGGGUGGAAGGAAAAAGCAAAAACGAAAGCUGACUUUCGGCCUUUCUUUGAUGGGCUUUGCUAUCGAUACUUGGUACUUAAUUUCUGCGACUCUGUUUUGAGGGGAAGACACCAUGAUGUUGUGCUCCUGCAACCGAUUCCAUUCCCCUGGCCUGUUUACCGGCCGCACCGAUAUUGCGAGACAGAUAUGGGACCCCCCUGGCUUGGCGAUAGGGCGUGCUUCAGGAAAUGGAUAGGCUUUCUUACCUACUGGACUUGUUUUUUUUAUUGCGCGUGUCGACUUCGGAAGGGGCCGGGAGGGGAAGGAUACCCGAUAUUGGUGGCUACGGACAUGUUUUCGAAGAAGCCGAUAAGGAUAGGUAGCGUGAUGGAAUCGGAGAUGGAGCAAAGACUCACGCUCCCUCUCCAUCAUACACACCCAACACACUCCAUAUACCCCUUUAGUAACCCCUUAAACAAGCUCAGCUUCUCGUCCUCG
Molecule: messenger RNA, 5100 nt
Organism: Gaeumannomyces tritici R3-111a-1
Lineage: Eukaryota; Fungi; Ascomycota; Sordariomycetes; Magnaporthales; Magnaporthaceae
Exons: 3
Coding region: 213-4094 (1293 amino acids)
Source: RefSeq, a predicted model, not a curated record